Molecule: messenger RNA, 1530 nt
Organism: Penicillium cinerascens
Lineage: Eukaryota; Fungi; Ascomycota; Eurotiomycetes; Eurotiales; Aspergillaceae
Product: Major facilitator superfamily domain general substrate transporter
Exons: 4
Coding region: 1-1530 (509 amino acids)
Biological process (GO): transmembrane transport
Molecular function (GO): transmembrane transporter activity
Source: RefSeq, a predicted model, not a curated record
AUGAUCAUGGACGUCAAAGAGCCCACAGAUGUCGAGACGUCUGCUCAACGCAGAAAUGGCGGUCAUGAUCACCUCGUCCUGAUCCCUCAGCCUAGCACCCACUCUCGAGACCCCUUGAACUGGACUUUGAGGCGGAAGUAUGUCAUUCUCUCCGUGUUAUGUCUGGCUUCCUUCUCCGGCGCAAUUGCGCCUCUGUCGGGACAGCUGAACCUCGGGGAUCAGGAGAAGUUGUAUCAUAAGACGAAGUUGGAAGAGUCUUAUGCGAACUCCGCCGCCUUAGCAGGCAUGGCCGCUGGCCCAUUCUUUUUCGCUCCCAUCUCACAUAUCCUGGGCCGAAGCUCGGUCAUCUUCUGGUGCAUCCUAUGCACACUAGUCUGUCAAAUCUGGGGAGCCGUCAUGACCCACUCCGACGACUAUAUCCCGUAUAUCAUGUCGCGGCUCUUCGCCGGCUUCUUCGGCGCUGUCCCUACAGUCCUGGGCCCGCGCAUCGUCACCGAUCUUUUCUUCCUGCAUCAGCGUGGCCGCGCAUUUACUGCUUUGCACAUGGCUUUCCUGUUCGGAACUAUCGCUGGACCGACUUUCUCCGGGUUCAUCUCCGCGGAUGUGUUUUUCCCCGUAGAGUUCUGGUGGACCGUUGGUCUUCUGGGAUUCACGCUGAUUUGCUGUUUCGGGUUUCUUGAAGAGACUGGGUUCGAUCGCAAAAACUUGGAGAACAAUCCUGAGAUCCCGCGCGGGUUGGUUGCGAAUCGGUUUGCGACUUUCUUCUUUGGGCAGAGUGUUGUGUUGCCGACUACUUGGAAAAAAACUGCCAAAAUCGGCGUUACUCCCUUCCUCAUCGGUAUUUGUCCGGUGACACUCAUCAUGGGAAUCUUCACUCUAAUUUCCUUCGGCUUCUACGUUGGUGUCAAUGCUUUGACUCCAGUCUGGCUCCAGAAACCCGUCGCGAAAGGCGGAUACGGCUUCACGCUCAAGCAAAAUGCCGCCUUUACCUUCUCCCACUGGAUCGGUAUUAUAGUCGUGCUUGUCUUCGGACAUUACCUGAACGACCGCAUCCCACUCACUUUGGCACGGCGCUAUAACAAUGGAGUAUGGAAGCCCGAGUAUCGCCUUCAUGUCCUCUGGAUUCCGAGUCUAGUCAUCAAUCCCAUCGGUCUUGGGAUCUUCGGCGCCGCAUUGCAGUAUCAUCUGCAUUAUAUGGUCUUGGCCUUUGCGGUAUUCUUGGUUACCAUCGGAUCCUUGGCCAGUGUGCCUGUUACCGUCAACUACGUGGUCGAGUGCUUUACGAAGUAUCCUGCUGAAGCGGGUAUCGUGAUUGGUGCUUACCGUAUUGCCUUUGGGCUGACCAUCAGCUUCUAUAUCAAUCCCUGGGUUGCGGCUGUACAUGUGGGCUGGGUAUACGGUAUGAUGGCCUUCUUUGCCGUGUUUUCUUUCUUCUUCGUCAUGCUUCUCAUGUGGAAGGGACAUGCUAUUCGUGGGAUACAGCUUGCUAGUCUGGCCUCUAGUGAGGAAGGUGAGAAGCUGCUGGAGUAG